GCACGAGGCAGUAGAUGGAGAGGGAAGGGGUUGUGGUAGCAUGAGCAGGGGGGCCGUGGCGGUAGCGAGAAUGGCUGAGGAGAUCGGCAGGACUGCCUCGGCGGAGUCUUCUUCGUCCACGACGGCAUGGAGAAGGUGGGCGUGGCCGACGGUGCUCCGGUGGAUCCCGACUUCCACCGACCGCAUCAUCGCCGCCGAGAAGCGGCUUCUGUCUCUUGUGAAGACAGGGUAUGAGCAAGAGCAGGUCAAUAUUGGGCCUGGACCACCGGGAUCAAAAGUUAGGUGGUUCAGAUCUUCUAGUGAUGAGCCAAGGUUUAUUAAUACAGUUACAUUUGAUAGCAAGGAGAAUGCUCCCACCCUUGUCAUGGUACAUGGAUAUGGUGCUUCUCAAGGAUUCUUCUUCAGAAACUUUGAUGCUCUUGCUACUCAUUUUCGAGUGAUCGCCAUUGAUCAACUUGGCUGGGGUGGAUCAAGUCGACCUGACUUUACAUGUAAAAGCACAGAAGAAACUGAGACAUGGUUCAUAGAUUCUUUUGAGGAAUGGCGUAAAGCCAAAAAUCUCAACAAGUUUAUUUUGCUUGGACAUUCUUUUGGAGGAUAUGUUGCAGCAAAAUAUGCUCUGAAGCAUCCUGAACAUGUGCAACACCUGAUUUUGGUUGGUCCUGCUGGUUUCUCAUCAGAGACAGAACAGAAAUCAGAAUGGCUUACCAAGCUCAGAGCAACAUGGAAAGGGGUUAUUCUGAAUCAUCUUUGGGAAUCAAAUGUGACUCCUCAAAAAGUUAUCCGAGGGCUAGGUCCUUGGGGCCCAGAUCUGGUGCGGAGAUAUACAAGUGCAAGAUUUGGUUCAUAUUCAACUGGUGAUAUGCUGACUGAAGAGGAGUCUAGCUUGUUAACAGAUUAUGUAUACCAUACGUUAGCUGCCAAGGCAAGUGGUGAAUUGUGCUUGAAGUACAUAUUUUCCUUUGGGGCAUUUGCACGGAAGCCUCUUUUGCAAAGUGCCUCUGAAUGGAAAAUCCCUACUACCUUCGUGUAUGGUUAUCAAGAUUGGAUGAAUUAUCAAGGGGCACAGCAAGCACGGAAGGAUAUGAAAGUUCCUUGUGAAAUUAUAAGGGUUCCACAGGCAGGACAUUUUGUAUUCAUAGAUAAUCCAGCUGGUUUCCACUCAGCAGUCCUCUAUGCUUGCCGCAGAAUUCUUUCCCCAGAUCAUGCAGAGACCCAAUCACUACCAGAAGGCUUGACAAGUGCAUAGCUUGCUGCAUGUGCAUGAGCUUUGGGUUCAAUGGUAUGCAUUUACCCAUUUGCUCACUCAGUCAUACAAGAACUGGUGAAUAACAUUCUUCUUAUACAACGACUACCGGAAGGCUUGUUUAUCGAGUUGAUGCUGCUGCUGCUGCUGCUACUUCUGUCAAAUAAAGUUAGUAAUCGUUUAAGAUAAUUCAAUUUAGUGGCUGAGAUUAUUUGCUUGUGACUUGCCGAGUCUGUACUCAAAGUAGUUGUGUUCAUCAAGUAUUCAUCAAGAACAUGAACUAAACACUACUAGAAAGGACAAAUGUACACCAGGAGAUUCUGAGGGACUAAAACAGGAUGUACUUUGUCCCUGGUGGAUUCUCCGAUCAAUAAUGAACUCAUAAUCGAAUGUAGAGAUUAUGAGGGAGGUGGAGCCCCGAUUGGAGAAAUAGAGUUAGCUUGGGCAGAGAAGUGAAUAUUAGGUUCUUGAUUAACCCAUUAUGCUUAAUCAUGGUUAUAUAGCGUUUCUUGAUUUGUUUUA
Molecule: messenger RNA, 1768 nt
Organism: Musa acuminata AAA Group (dessert banana)
Lineage: Eukaryota; Viridiplantae; Streptophyta; Magnoliopsida; Zingiberales; Musaceae
Product: probable 1-acylglycerol-3-phosphate O-acyltransferase
Exons: 9
Coding region: 41-1249 (402 amino acids)
Biological process (GO): lipid homeostasis; phosphatidic acid biosynthetic process
Molecular function (GO): lysophosphatidic acid acyltransferase activity; A2-type glycerophospholipase activity
Source: RefSeq, a predicted model, not a curated record